Messenger RNA from Salmo salar (Atlantic salmon), 3471 nucleotides. Its product is annotated as neuromedin-K receptor. Gene Ontology annotation, biological process: positive regulation of flagellated sperm motility; G protein-coupled receptor signaling pathway. Lineage: Eukaryota; Metazoa; Chordata; Actinopteri; Salmoniformes; Salmonidae. Gene Ontology annotation, cellular component: plasma membrane; sperm midpiece. The record is from RefSeq and is a predicted model, not a curated record. Gene Ontology annotation, molecular function: tachykinin receptor activity.
UGUGUGUGUGUGUGUGUGUGUGUGUGUGUGUGUGUGUGUGUGUGUGUGUGCGUGCGUGCGUGUGUGUGUCACCCCCACUCUAUUCCCACACCACCAGAAGAUGGCCCUUACAGCUCCCCAUACGCAAUCCAGCUAGGAAGGAACGCAGACUGUUAAAUGAAUCAUUAAAAGGGGCACAUCAGGUGUUAUCCUGCAUAAUUGCUAGGGGAACUCACCAGGAGAAGGGGAGAGAGAAACCUAAUUGGCCUGACUCCCUCAGCAGUGAACACCUGUGGUCGGGGACAUUAAUGUCUUAACGUCGUUGUGGCGUCAUCUUUUCUACUUUUUAUACUGAGCAUGUAGAUCAGUGGAUAAAAAGCACUUUCCCACCUGCCUCUGAGUGUGUCCCAAAUAGCACCCUAUUCCCUAUAUAGUGCACCACUUUUGACCAGAGCCCCCCAAAAUAAUGCGCUAUGAUGGGAAGAGGGUGCCGUUUGGGAUGAAGCCUAUCUGUCCUUUCCAUACUGCUUAGGUGACACGAAUGAGGAUGCUCGGUGGUUUGGAUGCUGUUGAAUACAGAGGGGGGCUGUGUAGUUUUUGGAUGAUGUGACUUUCGUUAUGAGAUACAAGUUGAUCAGUCACAACGGAGCAUGAGCUCCAAAGCUGAAGCUUCAAAAACACAUCUUGGUUUGGUACCCUGAAAGUUUGAUUGAUUGUUUUGAAUGAGUGCAUUAGGAUCAUAAAGUCCAGUCCAUCGCGAAAAGGUUGACAUAGGCCUAUUGGGAACUGAAUGAAUUUAGGUGGUAAGGCCUUGGCAGAUCCAUCUAUUGAAAAUCGAUCUUGGAAAUUAAGAGAGUUAUUUAGGGUAAAAGCAACACAUUUUGGAGAUACUAGACACCUUUAUCAAAUAUGACUGUUUAAUAAACUUAGUCAAUAUAUUUUCAAUACUUGCAGUGACAAUGACGAAGUAGCAUUAAUCACGGAGAUGUCCCAUGAGUGAAAUUAACGACUCAGUCAAUGGAAGCGACAGAUGCGGCAGUCCUUUCAUCAGUUCCUGAUGCGUGCAUGUCGUUUAUCAGGAUCAUGUAAGGCAUUUCUAAGUGACUCGCCAUCAAAUUCCAUGCUUGCCAUAUGUUUAUGUCUCAUUUGUAUGGAAUCGUGGCUGAAGGAUCUACCGUUUUCAAAGUGUUGCGCAGUUGCAUUCGGAUGCAUUCAAGAGAAUGAAUGAGGAUGCUAUUAGAAAGAAGAACUGUUCGAAUAUUAUCGGUCGCCUAUUUAAGUAGUAGCCUAUCCUAUGGAUCAGAAGUUCCGCGCUCCUCAAGUGUCAAUUAUUUAUUGGAGUUGUCAGUGGACAUUUUGUUACGACUGUCUCCCAAACGCGUUGGCCGUGUAUUGACGGGAACAGCAAUAUAAAUGAAGAGGGACUUAACGUGACCGUAUUGAGCAGAGCAAUAGCGCGUCUUGGUGCGCUACGGAGUUGUGUGCCAACACAACUGAUGCCACCUCCAGGGAUUGAAUCCAAGUAAAUCUCGGCAGGGAGACUAGAGGAAUGGCUGCGGCAAACAACGGAUCGAACACAACUAGGACCUUUACAAAUCAGUUCGUACAACCGGCUUGGCGCAUCGUGCUAUGGUCGGUCGCGUACAGCCUUGUGCUGGCCGUGGCGGUUUUUGGGAACCUGAUAGUGAUUUGGAUCGUAUUAGCGCACAAGAGGAUGCGGACCGUGACAAACUACUUUUUACUCAACUUGGCUUUCUCUGACGCCUUAAUGGCCGCGUUCAACACGUUGAUUAAUUUCAUAUACGCUGCUCACGGCAAUUGGUACUUUGGAGAAUCAUACUGCAAGUUCCACAACUUUUUCCCUGUCACAGCAGUGUUUUCAAGCAUCUAUUCAAUGUGCGCAAUAGCAGUCGACAGGUACAUGGCCAUCAUCCACCCGCUGAAACCACGGCUGUCAGCCACAGCCACCAAGGUGGUGAUUGUGUGUAUCUGGGCACUGGCCGUGGUGCUGGCCUUCCCCCUCUGCUUCAACUCCACCAUCCGUAUCCUGCCCCGCAGGACCAUAUGCUACGUGGCCUGGCCCCGGCCCUCGGAUGACUCGUUCAUGUAUCAUAUCAUUGUGACGGUGCUGGUGUAUGUGCUGCCCCUAGUGGUGAUGGGUAUCACCUACACCAUUGUGGGGGUGACACUGUGGGGAGGAGAGAUUCCGGGGGAAGCAUCAGAUAACUACCACAGCCAGCUCACAGCCAAGAGGAAGGUGGUGAAGAUGAUGAUCAUUGUGGUGGUGACCUUCACCCUCUGCUGGCUGCCGUACCACGUCUACUUCAUCGUGACGGGCCUCAACAAGGCUCUGAUGAGGUGGAAGUCCAUCCAGCAGGUCUACCUAUCAGUGCUGUGGCUGGCCAUGAGCUCCACAAUGUACAACCCCAUCAUCUAUUGCUGCCUCAACAGCAGGUUCCGGGCGGGCUUCAAGCGGGUGUUCUGUUGGUGCCCGUUUGUCCGGGUAUCCAGCUAUGACGAGCUGGAGUUGCGCAACAACACCACCCGCCACCGAUCUGGUCACCAGGGCAGCAUGUGCACCCUCUCCCGCGUGAACACCAGGACGAACAGCACCAACGAUCACCACCACAGCUUCAAAAAGGCUGUCUCCAGCUGCCAUGGCAAUGCCAGUGUUAACGGAGAUAACAAUGGUAAUCAUGGCAACCAACCGGCGGUAGCCAAGUCCAACCUUUACAGUGACCCCGAUGAUGUGGCCGACGAUCAAUUCUCCUGAGAUGUGGAUGACGACCACAACCAGCUUCUAGAAUGUUCACGAGUGGUUUGGAAAGUUGUUGUCAACGUUUCGCCCUCCGAACUGUCCCUCAAACAUUCCAAGCAAGUCUUUACAUAUUUUUUUAUUUUACCAAACAUAAGUAUUUCUUGUGAGUUUGCUGCAAACGCAGUUGCUCUUUAUAAAGUAUUUUUUGCUGGCUUGAUGCAGUGAGAUUCAUUAGAUUUUUUUUCUAUUUGCUUAGCUUUCGAAAGCAUUUAUUCCUGCCUUUUCUCAUUUCCACACCCCCAUCUCACGACACUGACUGGACAUCUGGUAGGCUGCUGUCUCAACAGGCAGAUUUGUGACAUCUGGACUAAGCAAUGAAGGCAGAGCUUACCAAUAGUUUACCAGUGUGUGUGUGUGUUUGUGCGCGCAUCUAUUACUCACUGGCUAUUGCCUCAGGCAGUCUCCCAUUGAAAGAUUGUUAGGAGGGGUUGGUGGUUGGGCAUAUACACUACUGUUCAAAAGUUUAGGGUCACUUAGAAAUGUCCAUGUUUUUCAAAGAAAAGCAAUUUUUUUGUCCAUUAAAAUAACAUAAAAUCGAUCAUAAAUACAGUGUAGACAUUGUUAAUGUUGUAAAUGACUAUUGUAGCUGGAAACAGCAGAUUUUUUAUGGAAUAUCUACAUAGGCGUACAGAGGCCCAUUAUCAGCAACCAUCACUACUGUGUUCCAAUGCCAC